Adineta ricciae is the source of this 723-nucleotide messenger RNA. The record is from the annotation of a GenBank genome assembly. Lineage: Eukaryota; Metazoa; Rotifera; Eurotatoria; Adinetida; Adinetidae.
AUGAUUCUUCGUUUGAUAGUCCUCUGCUGUAUAUUAUUUUCAACAAAAACAUACGGUCUACGUCGUCGAUGCAACAAUACAGGAGUUUUAUUCUUGGAUAAGGUUCUUGGCUCGCCAAUUGUUGUUUAUGGUGAACCAACGCGUAAAUCGAUUUAUCUGGAAACUGACACGGAACUAUUGUUCAAUGUGACAUUCCGAGUUGAUUGUGUUUUGAAGGCCACAGAUAUCGCCGAUAAAAUCGAAAUAACUGGCGCAGGUAUCAAAGCCGAACGGAUGGCAUGCCAAUGGCUUGAUCCAGGAAAUGUUUACAUUGUCUUUCUCGAAAAAUGUCCAUCGAAUUCAACUCUAUAUUGUCCAUUAGAUUACCAAGAACGUGUAGUUGAUGACAUGAUGCUUGAGUUAUUACAAAGAACAUGUCAUCUAACCAGCCGUCCUCCAUUACAUUCGACAGCAAAUCAUUGUCCCAAUGUUUCAAUGGCCGAAUUUUGUUCAGAUGAGGAAGGUCAAUUCAAAAUCAUUCCGAAAUCAAAAUAUGUCGAUGAUGAUAGUCAGGUAAAUAUGAAAAUAUCGUUCAAUAACAGCAAUCAAUUCUUUCCGCAAACAAAUCCGACUAAAACACGAUCAAUCGCAGAUCAAAUUGCAGAUAAUCCAAACAGUCACGGUCGUUUAGCACCAUUAGCUUCAAUGUGGAUGGCACUUCUUGUCAUUUUUGUAUGUAAUUAG